Molecule: messenger RNA, 1840 nt
Organism: Asterias rubens (European starfish)
Lineage: Eukaryota; Metazoa; Echinodermata; Asteroidea; Forcipulatida; Asteriidae
Product: zinc finger protein 300-like
Exons: 4
Coding region: 115-651 (178 amino acids)
Biological process (GO): regulation of transcription by RNA polymerase II
Cellular component (GO): nucleus
Molecular function (GO): DNA-binding transcription factor activity, RNA polymerase II-specific; RNA polymerase II cis-regulatory region sequence-specific DNA binding
Source: RefSeq, a predicted model, not a curated record
GUAGGACUUUCUGCUCAGUCCAAACAAGCUACUCUAUCCGUUGCCGAGGCAGCUGCAUCUAUUGGUUCCCUCUACACAUGCUCAGCGGAAAAUUGCACACAGGUGUUCACCUCCAUGAAUCAUCUCCGCACACAUCAGAGUGAUGCCCAUGGUGACCUUCGACCCUAUGUCUGCACCAUCUGCAACAAGGCCUUCAAACGUCAGAGCCACCUUAAGGAACAUGAAGCAACCCAUCUGCCUAAAGCUUCAGCACAAAGAGGGUCUCGGGUUCACGCUCUCAAAUGCGACACAUGCGGGAAGGCAUUCAAUAAACAGAGUCAGCUGGAUCGGCAUGUUAGAAUACAUACAGGUGAGAGACCAUUCCAAUGUCCUCAAUGUGGGAAAGGUUUCAAUCAGAAGAACAGUCUACAGAUGCACAUGAUGAGACACACUGGAGAGAAACCACAUCAUUGUCCAUUCUGUAAUAUGGCAUUCACACAGAAAGGUAAUUUACGAGUACACAUGAUCCGCACUCACAACGCCAGCGCCCAGGAUACUGUACUUGAAGAUCCAUCUGAGAUGACAGAAGUCAUAGGGAAUGUUUCAUCGGGAGAUACGAGCAACCAAGAACCUAUGGAUCUAGUUAAUAUGGUUCCAAACUUCUUCAGCUAGUAAUGGACUGAAUAAGGAAUAAGUAACCAAUAAAUCCAGUUUGGUUUUUAAACUUUUUUAGUGAAUAACCGACUGAAUAAGGAAUGAGCAACCAAGAACCAAUGGAUCUAGUUAAUAUGGUUCCAAACUUCUUCGUUGAAUAAUGGACUGAAUAAGGAAUAAGUAACAAAUGGAUCCAGUUUGGUUUUUAAACUUUUUUAGUGAAUAACCGACUGAAUAAGGAAUGAGCAACCAAGAACCAAUGGAUCUAGUUAAUAUGGUUCCAAACUUCUUCGUUGAAUAAUGGACUGAAUAAGGAAUAAGUAACAAAUGGAUCUAGCUAAUUAUGGUUUUAAACUUGUUCAAUGAGCAAUGGACUGAAUAAGGGAUAAGUAACCAAGAACCAAUGGAUCUAGUUGGUAUGGAUCUAGUUGGUUCCAAACUUUUUCAAUGAUUGACAGACUGAAUAAGGAAUAGGUAGCCAACAACCAAUGGAUCUAUGGUCCCAAACUUCUUCACUCAGCAAUGGACUAAAAAAAGAAUAAGUAGCCAUAACCAAUGGAUCUAUGGUUCCAAACUUCACUAAGUAAUAGACUGAAUAAGGAAUGAGUAACCACUCAGGCUUUUGUGAUAACUAAUAAAAGCAGUUGUAUUCUAAUUUGGUGGUAAUUAUGAAUGAACAAGACUAUCACAUGUUGAUGUGAAACUUGCAACACAGUUGAAAUGGUUUAAAUGUUUCUUAGUGAUUUUUAAUUUAUGUUUUGGUUUUAAAGAGUUCUCCCCACUAAUAUCACAAACAGUUUACCAUUUAUUGUAAAUUUGUAUAACAAUAUGGUUAGUUCUGACAUCUUUUAAAUUUAUUAUGGCCGAAUUUCCCCACUCUGUUCAUCUUUUGUUUCAUUUCUAUUAUGCAUGUUGCAUGAGUUUGUUGGGGAAUAUUACAGUUUUCUAUGCAUUUUUUGUGACAUUAAAGAAAAUUUUGUAUGCUUCAAUUAUAAGAUUAAUUGGGCUGAAUCUGUAAUAUUCAUGCAUCAACUUAAAACAAGUUUGCAUUGUCAUUUGUCGAUAGUAUAACACCUGGGAUGUUUGCCUAUUGUUAAUUUAAUCUAUAAAUAACAUUUAGAACAAAUGAUACAAGUUUUCAGGCUUUGAAUGGUGUUUGGAGAUUUAUGAUAAUAUAUUUGGAUGCACCAAUAUAAAAAAAAAAAAA